ACUACCCGGCGGACAGCUGGUGCUCGGCACUUGUGGAAUCUAUACUGGGCCUGUGAUCAGACACCAGAGACAAGGGAGACGCUGACACUGGUAGUGUCCCCACGGCAAAGGUGGGGUUGUUUUUGGCUCACAAUGUGGACAAAGGAGCUAUCGGUGUGUCCAACCCUGGCCUGGGUUGGUAACCCCACCGCAGAAGCCGGUCUCCUUUUUGGUGGUCACUGUCGGUGACUUUAAGGAAGUUUCGGGAGCAGGACGACGACGUGGUAGACUUGACGGCACCGGCACAAAACCUCUCUCUCUCCAAAUCAAAUCCCAGAACUGAACUAACUAAUAAUAAUAAUAACUAACUAACACCAUAAGACUGUAUCAUCUAAUCGCCUGGGCCGGGAGAAGCUUGGGAACAUUUACUCACUUAUCUGUGCAUAUACUCGGCUAACCUGUUUCCCUCAUCUCGUUUCCUAUCACUUUAUCACGUCGUUGCUAAUCGAGUUUAUAACGGAAGACUCCGACUCCAGCUGUGUCCAUUUCUCCGGCUCCUUUUUAACCCCCUGCAGGGUACGUAACAUGAGAAAGGAGGUUUAAAGGUGGGGCGAGGGCAAGUUUUUUUUAAGAUGGGUGAGGGAUGGUUUUAAAGGAGUCUCGAAGGGCAAGUUUUGUUAACGUGACGGAGGAAAGGUUUCAAAGUGGUGUGUGGGGCAAAUUUUUUAAGACAUGGCGGAGGAAAGGUUUCAAAGUGGUGUGUGGGGCAAAUUUUUUAAGAUAUGGCGGAGGAAAGGUUUCAAAGUGGUGUGUGGGGCAAAUUUUUUAAGAUAUGGCGGAGGAAAGGUUUCAAAGUGGUGUGUGGGGCAAAUUUUUUAAGAUAUGGCGGAGGAAAGGUUUCAAAGUGGUGUGUGGGGCAAAUUUUUUAAGACAUGGCGGAGGAAAGGUUUCAAAGUGGUGUGUGGGGCAAAUUUUUUAAGACAUGGCGGAGGAAAGGUUUCAAAGUGGUGUGUGGGGCAAAUUUUUUAAGACAUGGCGGAGGAAAGGUUUCAAAGUGGUGUGUGGGGCAAAUUUUUUAAGACAUGGCGGAGGAAAGGUUUCAAAGUGGUGUGUGGGGCAAAUUUUUUAAGACAUGGCGGAGGAAAGGUUUCAAAGUGGUGUGUGGGGCAAAUUUUUUAAGACAUGGCGGAGGAAAGGUUUCAAAGUGGUGUGUGGGGCAAAUUUUUUAAGAUAUGGCGGAGGAAAGGUUUCAAAGUGGUGUGUGGGGCAAAUUUUUUAAGAUAUGGCGGAGGAAAGGUUUCAAAGCGGUGUGUGGGGCAAAUUUUUUUUAAGAUGAGAGAGGAGGUUGAAAGGGGGUUUGAGGGACAAGUUUUUUUGAGGGCAGGUUGAAAGGAGGAGUGAGAGGCAAGUUUCAUUAAGGUGGGAGAGGGAAGGUUUAAAGGAGGUUUGGGGUGUUGUGGAUAGUGUGGAGGGCUGUCAGAGGUUACAGCGGGACGUUGAUAGGAUGCAGAAUUGGGCUGAGAAGUGGCAGAUGGAGUUCAACCCAGAUAAAUGUGAGGUGGUUCAUUUUGGUAGGUCAAAUAUGAUGGCAGAAUAUAGUAUUAAUGGUAAGACUCUUGGCCGUGUGGAGGAUCAGAGGGAUCUUGGGGUCCGAGUCCAUAGGACACUCAAAACAGCUGCGCAGGUUGACUCUGUGUUUAAGAAGGCGAACGGUGCAUUGGCCUUCAUCAAUCGUGGGAUUGAGUUUAAGAGAUGAGAGGUAAUGUUACAACUAUAUAGGACACUGGUCAGACCCCACUUGGAGUACUGUGCUCAGUUCUGGUCGCCUCACUACAGGAAGGAUGUGGAAGCCAUAGAAAGGGUGCAGAGGAGAUUUACGAGGAUGUUGCCUGGAUCGUUGAGCGUGCCUUAUGAAGAGAGGUGUACACGAUGAUGAGAGGCAUUGAUCGUGUGGAUAGUCAGAGGCUUUUCCCCAGGGCUGCCACAAGAGGGCACAGGUUUAAGGUGCUGGGGAGUAGGUUCAGAGGAGAUGUCAGGGGUAAGUUUUUCACUCAGAGUGGUGAGUGCGUGGACUGGGCUGCCGGUGACGGUGGUGGAGGCGGAUACGAUGGGGUCUUUUCAGAGACUCCUGGACGGGUACAUGGAGCUUAGAAAGAUAGAGGGCUAUGGGUAACCCUAGUAAUUUCUAAGGUAGGGACAUGUUCGGCACGACUUUGUGGGCCGAAGGGCCUGUAUUGUGCUGCAGGAUUUCUAUGAGGUGUGAGAGGCAAGUUUUUAAAGAUGGGAGAGGAAAGGUUUAGAGGAGGUUUGAAGGGCAAGUUUUAUUAAGAUGGGAGAAGGAUGGUUUAAAGGAGGGGGUGAGAGGCAAGGUUUUUUUUAAGAUGAGAGGGAAAAUUUAAAGGAGGGGCGAGAGUCAAGUUUUUUAAGUCGAGAGAAGGUUGAAAGGAGGUUUUAGGGCAAAGCUUUUUGAGGGAAGGUUGAAAGGAGGUGUGAGAGGCAAGUUUUUUUUAAAAGAUGGCAGAGGUAUGGUUGAUAGGGGGUGUGAGAGGCAAGUUUUUUCAGAUGCAAGGAGGAAGAUUGAAAGGAGACGCGAGAGGGAAGGUUUUCUUCUGAGGGAUAGAAUGAGGAAAUUUUAAGGGUACAGGUGCACCCUCCCCCCUUUACAAAGGUAGAGCGGUCCGAUGAAAACUUUCUUCAGCCGAAAUGGCGUAAAGCGAAGAACCGUUAAUUUAUUUGGGAAAAAUUUUCGUAAAAGCAAAAAUCCUCUUUGUGAUGCAGAAACAGGUUACUAGUGUAGAUCUUUGGUAAAAGUGAAGCGGUGUACAGCAAACACCCGUAAAAUGGGGGGGCACCUGUAAAGAUUAGGGCAAGUUUUUGCAAGGUGACGGGGGUGACUGUAAAGGAGCUGUAUGGGGCAAGAUUAUUUUAAGGGGAGUGGGGGAACUUCUAAAGAAAUCACAGGGGCAAGUUCUUAUAAAGUGAGAGGGUUGAAAUUUAAACAUGUUUGGAGCAAAAUGUUUUUUUUAAAAAAGGUACAAGAGGACAGGUUUAAGGUAGACGUGAGGGAGAUGUUUUUUUUUAGAGUGAUAAGGACAUGUUAUUUUUAAGGUGAGAAAGAGGAGGUUUAAAGUAGAUUUUGCAGGGCCGAGUUAAGAGAUUAGAUUUUUUGGGCACAGGUGCAUCAAACUAUGCCAUUCAGCACACAAAGUACAGGAGGAACUCGGCAGGUCAGGUAGCAUCAAGGGGAGGGAAUAAACAGUCACUGUUUUGAGUCAAGACCCUUCAUCGAGAGAGGAGAGGAAGGGGGCAGAACCCAGAAUAAGAAGGUGGGGCUAGGGGAUGGGGUGCAAGCUGGCAGGUGGGUGAGGGAGGAGGGACGAAGAGAGGAGCUGGGAGGUGGAAGAGGUAAAGGGGUGAGGGAGGAACCUCUCCAAAGGGGAAUGCGGGCCUGGGAGAAAGGGAAGGUGGAGAAGGGGGUGGACGUGUGAGGAGGGGAGCAGUCCCUUCAUGUGUCCACCCUGCAGUCUGGUAGCUCCAGGAGCACCUCAAAGCCCGAGCUGUGAUCACUCUUCCCCAAAUGUUGCCCCCACCCGGCCAGGAGGAGUAGCUGGUAUACCAAUUUGUGCGGGUGUUUUGUGUGUGUGUGUGUGUGCGUUUAUGUGCGUGUGUUUCGUGUGUUUGCGCGCUUUUUGUGCAUGUGUGUUUUGUGUGUGUGGUUUUGUGCGUGUGUGGGUGUGUGCACGUUUAUGUGCGUGUGUUUCGUGUGUUUGCGCGCUUUUUGUGCGUGUGUGUUUUGUGUACAUGUUUUGUGCGUGUGUGGGUGUGUGUGUGUUUCGUGUGUGUGCGCGCUUUUUGUGCAUGUGUGUUUUGUGUACAUGUUUUGUGCGUGUGUGGGUGUGUGUGUGUUUCGUGUGUUUGCGCGCUUUUUGUGCGUGUGUUUUGUGUGUGUGGUUUUGUGCGUGUGUGGGUGUGUGCACGUUUAUGUGCGUGUGUUUCGUGUGUUUGCGCGCUUUUUGUGCGUGUGUGUUUUGUGUACAUGUUUUGUGCGUGUGUGGGUGUGUGUGUGUUUCGUGUGUGUGCGCGCUUUUUGUGCAUGUGUGUUUUGUGUACAUGUUUUGUGCGUGUGUGGGUGUGUGUGUGUUUCGUGUGUUUGCGCGCUUUUUGUGCAUGUGUGUUUUGUGUACAUGUUUUGUGCGUGUGUGGGUGUGUGUGUGUUUCGUGUGUGUGCGCGCUUUUUGUGCGUGUGGUUUUGUGCACGUUUUGUGCGUGUGUGGGUGUGUGUGUGUUUUGUGUGUGUGCGCGCUUUCUGUGUGUGUGUGCUUGUUUUUGUGCGUAUUCUGUGUGUGUGUGGGUGUGCGUGUGUUUUGUGUGUGUGGGUGUGCGUGUGUGUCUGUCUGCACCUUCCUCCGCCUUUGUAUGGGCACGCCUUCAUGGAGGUGUCUCUCCUGGUGUGUGUCUCUCUCUCUCUCUCUCUGCCUCUGAUCAGAUUCAGGGCGAGACUUUGGGUGAGUCACAGCGCAGGACAGCGAGAGCAAGUGCAAAAGUGAGAGUGCAUACAAUCGUGUAAAGUGUGUGCGGGUUCAUCCCCCUCUCUCUCUCCCGUCCCCGUGUCUGCGUUCAUGGGCAGGAAGUGCGGCCAGCGAGCACGCGUCACCGCUCUGCGGGAGGGGCUGGGUCACGCCCCCCGCAAUCCCCGCGGAGUUUGAGCCCCACAGAUAGCCGAAAUAACUUCCCUGGCCCACACACACCCCACUCGCCACCUCCCCACCAAAUUCUCCAGGCUGCCCCCCCCACCGGGGAAGUAAAGGGCAGUAUCCCUGGGCGGGGGCGAGGUGACCCCGGCUCCUCUUUCCCGGAGUCACGAUUCCAUGCGAACAGCCAACAAUUUCCUUUAUUGAAGUGUAAUCGGCGUGGUAGUGUCAGAAAGGCAGCAGACAGGCUGUGCACAGCAAAGACCCCACACACUGCAACGCGAGUCCCGUCGGGCCGGAUAAGAUCACAGUGGCGUCCCUCAGCAGAUUAAAUAUUGGUCCGGGACAGGAAGAGAGAUUAAAACUUGCACCCUACCCUCCACUCCCCUCGGGAGGGCUCGCUAACGUCCAGCCUCCCACCCCCGCACCCCCAAAAGGCACCCUGUACCAUGCUGUC
Messenger RNA from Hypanus sabinus (Atlantic stingray), 5127 nucleotides. RefSeq lists its product as uncharacterized. Bases 3487 to 4461 code for a protein of 324 amino acids. The transcript is spliced from 2 exons. The record is from RefSeq and is a predicted model, not a curated record. NCBI's taxonomy places the organism in Eukaryota, Metazoa, Chordata, Chondrichthyes, Myliobatiformes, Dasyatidae.